AUGCCUGUCCGAGCGGAGCGCUGCUCUACCCCSGGCUCGGCCUGCCCAUCCUCGGCCUGUCUUGUCCCCCCUGCCCCGAUCAACACCUGCCAGCCGGGGGUGACCGUGUCGUUACUGUACAGCGGCUCGCAGUAUCGGGGUUACCAGAGGAGCAAAGGCAACUCUUACGACGUUGAGGUUGUUUUGCAGGGAAAGUUCCAAGCUUUUUACGAAUACGCCAAAAGCUUCAACUCGGAUCACUUCGACUACAAAGUGCUGGAUGACAGUGAUUAUAUCUUCAUGAGGUGGAAGGAGCAGUUUUUAGUUCCCGAUCACACGAUCAAAGACAUCAGUGGUGCCUCCUUCGCCGGCUUCUACUACAUUUGCUUUCAGAAGUCCACAGCCACCAUCGAAGGCUACUACUACCACAGGAGCUCAGAGUGGUAUCAGUCACUCAGUCUAAAUCAUAUUGAAGARCACAGCGUGCCCAUCUAUGAGUUUCGGUGA
This is a messenger RNA of Austrofundulus limnaeus, 486 nucleotides long. Its product is annotated as glucose-induced degradation protein 4 homolog. The coding region runs from base 1 to 486 and encodes 161 amino acids. Gene Ontology annotation, biological process: protein targeting to vacuole; protein catabolic process in the vacuole; negative regulation of gluconeogenesis. The record is from RefSeq and is a predicted model, not a curated record. The transcript has 4 exons. Gene Ontology annotation, cellular component: GID complex. Lineage: Eukaryota; Metazoa; Chordata; Actinopteri; Cyprinodontiformes; Rivulidae.